Messenger RNA from Tympanuchus pallidicinctus (lesser prairie-chicken), 1162 nucleotides. RefSeq names its product cocaine- and amphetamine-regulated transcript protein-like. The coding region runs from base 605 to 946 and encodes 113 amino acids. The transcript has 3 exons. Gene Ontology annotation, molecular function: neuropeptide hormone activity. The record is from RefSeq and is a predicted model, not a curated record. Lineage: Eukaryota; Metazoa; Chordata; Aves; Galliformes; Phasianidae. Gene Ontology annotation, biological process: G protein-coupled receptor signaling pathway; adult feeding behavior; cellular response to starvation.
GCCGUGGGGUGGGGGCCUUCAUUCGCUUUCUGUGCUCCAGGGCUGCGGGCAGUGGGACCUGCGCACCCCCAGGGGGGACUUGGAGGGGUCCUGCCAGCUUAGCGCAGCCCGCUGGGGGGCACACGGAUGUGGGGUGAGGGGUGGGUCUGUAUAGGAGCCCUCGUGGGGCUGUCCGUCCGUCUGUGCGUCUAUCCGUGCAGCUCCUUUGGAAUAAGAGCGGUUUGUGAGACGUGUAGCAGUGCUGUGGGGGGGUCCUUCCUGCCUUCUCCCGCAGCCCCCGAGAUGUGCAGCCCUCCCCUCUCCCCGCAGCCGUGUUUGCUCAGGGAAUUGGCCUCGGGCUGUAAACAGUGCUGACGUCCGUUCUGUGGCUCAUACACAUCCCAGGGGAUGGCAAUGCAGGGAUGGCUCCCCUCGGUCACCAUAGGGGUUGGGUUGGGAGGGGGAACACCCCACAGACAGACAAUGAGUGGGGAGGCCCCCGCAGACGGAUUGAGCCUCCCUGCCUGCGUCAGUGGGUGUUUGCCCACCACCCACGGGCUGCUGGGGGGGGGGAAUAAAGGCGGCUGAGCCCCGCAGCGGGGAUGAUGGACGCUGCAGUGGGAAGAUGGGCGCCGCGUGGCUCUGCCUGCUCUGCGCAGCCAGCGCCGGCCUCGUCCGGAUGGGCACUGGGGGGGAGCAACGGCUGUGGGCAGCCCCACGUCGAGAGGAGCCGGAGCUGCUCCUGCCCCGCGGGGUCGAUGCCAGAGGUGCCGGCGUUGAGGCGCUGCAGGAGGUGCUGGAGAAGCUGCGGAGCCGGGAGCUGCCGCCGACGGCCAAGAAGCCGGGCAGGGUGCCCCCGUGCCUGCUCGGGGAGCCCUGUGCUGUGCGGGUGGGGGCUCGCUUUGGGAAGCGCUGCAGCUGCCCCCCCGGCACCGCCUGCAACCUCUACAUCCUGCGGUGCGCCUAAGGGCUGGGGACAGCACGGAUGCUGCCGGCUGCUGGGAUGCGGCAGGCUGUGCCAUGUAGUGUGGAAGGGUGGCCACGCGCCCCGGCCCCCUCCCCACACGGAGAUGCGCUCCUCUCCCCUGAUCUGAGUGCCUUCACAAACCCUUGGGGGCCGCAUUAAAGCACUUUGGACCCGUUGCCUGCUCUGCUCUUUGGGGGUUUCUGUGAUGCUACCCCG